Cetraspora pellucida is the source of this 388-nucleotide messenger RNA. The record is from the annotation of a GenBank genome assembly. Lineage: Eukaryota; Fungi; Glomeromycota; Glomeromycetes; Diversisporales; Gigasporaceae.
UAAAUCUUGAUGACUUUCUAUUACCAGAAGAAAUAAAAAACACUACCAAUCCUAUUUCAACCUUAGAAUCAGAAAUAGAAGACACUACCGAUCUUAAUUCGACUAUAGAAUCAGAAAUUGAAAACUUAGAAGACUCUAUAACUAUCCUUCUAACUGAUGUAUCUCAAACCAUUCAGCCAAUGACUAGAAGCCUAACCAACCCGUUUAUUGGUAGAACUUGGAAAACCCAAGUAGACAAGAUAAAACUUCUUAACCAAUAUGCAGACUCAGCUAUGAUAAAAAACUUUAUCGAAAGAAAACAAGGCAAAAGAAAAGCCAAAGACACUUGGCAUGGUGCUUAUCGAACUUAUGAACUUUUCAGAAUCUGCCCAAAGGAAGUUAUUUCUCA